GGGCGCGGGUCGCGGCGCAGGCGCAGCGCGCACGGCGGGCACCGGGGCUGGCCGGGCUCUUUUGUUCGAGGGAGGCGGACGGAGAGCGGCCAGGCCCGCGGCGACACCGACCGGCCCCCGCCUGCAGCCCCUUCCCUCGGCGACGGUUGGCGGGGCUGUGCAAGCAGCGUCGCCCGUAAGCUGAAAAACUGGCCAGCACAAUGGGAAAAAAACAGAACAAGAAGAAAGUGGAAGAGGUUUUAGAGGAAGAGGAGGAGGAGUAUGUGGUGGAGAAGGUCCUGGAUCGGCGAGUGGUGAAGGGCAAAGUGGAAUACCUGCUGAAGUGGAAAGGCUUCUCGGAUGAAGAUAACACAUGGGAGCCAGAGGAGAACCUCGACUGCCCAGACCUCAUUGCAGAGUUCCUGCAGUCCCAGAAAACCGCACAUGAGAGCGAGAAGUCCGAGGGGAGCAAGCGCAAAGCGGAGUCUGACACGGAGGAUAAAGGGGAGGAGAGCAAACCAAAGAAGAAGAAGGAGGAGUCGGAGAAACCACGAGGCUUUGCCCGAGGAUUUGAGCCCGAGCGGAUCAUCGGUGCCACGGAUUCCAGCGGGGAGCUCAUGUUCCUGAUGAAGUGGAAGAACUCUGACGAGGCCGACCUGGUCCCUGCCAAGGAAGCCAACAUCAAGUGCCCCCAGGUGGUCAUCUCGUUCUAUGAGGAGAGGUUGACAUGGCAUUCCUACCCCUCAGAGGACGAUGACAAGAAAGAGGACAAGAACUAAGCCCUGGCACCCGCUCUGGCCAGCCUUUGUAUAAAGAUCUGAACUGUGGGUUUGAGCAAGAGGGAGAGAACGCAGCUCUGCUCGGUUGGGAGCGUAGAGAUGGCUGGAGAAGAUGCCCUUUGAAGAGACCAGUAUGGUUUCUGUGCCCUGCAGCUGCUCAACUGCUUUCUGCAGCUUCAUGCUGUGUACAGAUUCAAACCAGCCCGGCUCAAUUUUAGGGGGGGGGGGGGGAGGGGGAAGGAAGGGAAAGGCAGGGGGAUGCUGGGGUGGGAAUGAGGGGAGGAAAAGUGGGGUGUUUGUUUCAAAGCUGCCUAUUCUGCAGCUUGAGGGGGAGAGGAAGCAAAGCCCCUUCCAUGAAGGACUAUCCCUGGUGCUGGGUGGGCUGGGGAAAGGGAGUGCAGAUGGAUACUGCUUAUUCUUCAAAGACCAUCUCAGCAACCCACAGCCUUCUUCCCAAUAGUGUUAACUCUGCAUUUUUACGGCGUAGCAUGUGUGUAGGUUUUUGGGUUUGUUUCCUUUCUUCUUUUGUUUCUUUUGCUAUUUACUGGUGUAUUGGUUCAAGGGGGGGGGGGUGGGAGGGGGGAGGGAUGUGGGGAAAUUGGUCUCUUGUUUAACUGGGGAGGGAGGGAGGGACACGAGGUCUGGUGACGAUGUUCCAGCUCAUUUCCAGCUCUUUUGUAGACCCUGAAUUCAGCAAAGCAAAGCAGAAUAAAGGCAGGGGUGGGGGGGACAGAGUGGGGGGCACAGGGACACUGACGUGACACUCACACUGUGAACGUCCCGAUCUCUGGAGCCGAGAUCCUCAACCCCCUGCGAGCGAUGUGGAAAGGGAGGGAUGAGGGGAAGGGGGGUUUGGGGAGGGGAGGGGGGGACUUGUGAAAAUGCAAACUUGUGAUUCGUAUUGUCCUGCAGCAGAACUGCCAGUUACUGACUCAUGCAUUGUAUAGGGGGGGGAUGGAUUUUAACCCUUCAAAAGCCUUUCUUUCCAUUACAAGGUGCUAUUUCUCAAAACUGGGGGGCGGGGGGAUGAGGGGAGAGACUUCUGACUGCUUGUUCCUUUUCUCACCUUCAUCUGCCUAUAGCCAGCCCGCAGCAUUGGGAACCUUUCCGUUGUGGGAGGGAGAGGGAAUCAACAGCAGCACAAGAAACCAACCCAAUUCCAUUGUAUCCCUGCCCCAUGGCGGGGAACGGGGUGGGGGGGUUGGAACUAGAUGAUCUUAAGGUCCUUUCCAACCCAAACCAUGUCUUAGGAUUGUAUAUUCUCCCUUAAGAAGCGAUGGGUGGAGGAGGCCACACUUUGGUGCUGGAGCUGGACGCGUGACCCCCCCAAUCUUCUCGAGUCGUCGUUCGUUUCUCGUUUUGUUCUUUUUGUUUUUUAAAUCAGAUUUAUUACAAAUCCUGAUCUAUUUAAUGGCCGGAGCCCUGAGCCCCACCAGGCUCCCGGCCCCUCCUGCUGGGGUGGUAUGUAUCUAGACUUGCAUUGUACAAACCUGUUGUUUUUUUAAGAGCAUGUGUUUAGGUUUCUGUGAAGACGUUGUUGAACUGUAAAGUUACGUGUUUGGAUUCGAAGUUCAUCCCAAGCUCUGUCGGGUUGGGGUUUUUUUGGUUAUGUUCUUUUUAUUUUUUUGGUUAUUUUUGGGGUUUUUUUUUUUGCUGUUUUGUUUGGUUUUUUUUUUUGUUUGGUCUCAAUAAAAUUUUAGAUUUAUAAUCCUGAUUUUUUUCUUCUCUACCAGCUCUUUGUGCAUGACAAUGAGUGACGAGGUGUAGAGAGCGGGGCACGGAGGGAUGCGGCUGCGGCUCCCUGCGAGCAGGGGCAGCGCUGGUGCAGCCCAGCUCAGCCGCUGGCUCCCGACAGCAGCCGGAGCCGCUGAGCCUGGCUUCUGGUUUAUGUUGGCUUCCAUCUGGAGAAGAGAAAUGGCCUAGAGGGAUGGGGGUUUAAAGCUCUGGCAGUGGUUCUGGUGACCGGUUGGUUGAAGAUGGUCUCCUGUUGUAUUCCUGGUGUGGACUUGCCGAGGGCUGGAAGCUCCUGUGUGUGUGGAGAAGAGGAGACUCGUCCUCCUGUGCGCUUGUACGGAGAGCAGAGUGGGCUGAAGCGCUUCUAAGAGGAGGAUUGUGGCUCCUGCCUCACGGGUUUCCAUUGCUGCCAGGGUGCAGGAUGGAGCAGGGAGGCUUUGGGUGGUGGUCAGAGCAGAGCAGGGGCUCCAGCGGCCCCUCAAGGGCUGCAAAACCCCUGGAAACCCAGGUCAUUUGCAGCAGCACAGCCUGUCCCCAGCGGGACGGUGAAACCUCUGCCCUGCCCCAGCAGAAGCAGCAAUUAAACCUGUAUUAAUCACUGGCUGGA
Molecule: messenger RNA, 3099 nt
Organism: Strigops habroptila (Kakapo)
Lineage: Eukaryota; Metazoa; Chordata; Aves; Psittaciformes; Psittacidae
Gene: CBX1
Product: chromobox 1
Exons: 6
Coding region: 201-758 (185 amino acids)
Biological process (GO): negative regulation of transcription by RNA polymerase II; chromatin organization
Cellular component (GO): pericentric heterochromatin; nucleus
Molecular function (GO): chromatin binding
Source: RefSeq, a predicted model, not a curated record